ACUCUUCCUGCCAAGAUGUCGAUUGGUGUGCUAAUUAAAGUCCUGUAGGAAGCUGAGGGCCAUAUUGUUACAUGUGAGACAAACACCAGUAGUGUAUAUCGAGGAAAGCUUAUUGAAGCAGAGGACAACAUGAACUGCCAGAUGUCCAACAUCACAGUCCUGUACAGAGAUGGCCGAGUGGCACAGCUGGAGCAGGUGUACAUCCGUGGCAGCAAGAUCCACUUUCUGAUUUUGCCUGAUAUGCUAAAAAAUGCACCGAUGUUAAAGGGCAUGAAAAAUAAAAACCAAGGCUCAGGGGCUGCCCGUGGAAAAGCUGCUAUUCUGAAGGCUCAAGUGGCUGCAAGAGGAAGAGGACAUGGAAUGGGACAUGGAAACAGCUUCCAGAAACGAAGAUAGUUUUCUAUGUUAAAUAGAACUUAGCCUUUUUUUC
Molecule: messenger RNA, 430 nt
Organism: Dipodomys ordii (Ord's kangaroo rat)
Lineage: Eukaryota; Metazoa; Chordata; Mammalia; Rodentia; Heteromyidae
Product: small nuclear ribonucleoprotein Sm D3-like
Exons: 1
Biological process (GO): spliceosomal snRNP assembly; RNA processing
Cellular component (GO): commitment complex; U1 snRNP; catalytic step 2 spliceosome
Molecular function (GO): RNA binding
Source: RefSeq, a predicted model, not a curated record